Tachysurus vachellii is the source of this 3039-nucleotide messenger RNA. It is a transcript of the gene ing4, whose product is annotated as inhibitor of growth family, member 4. The transcript has 8 exons. The coding region runs from base 237 to 989 and encodes 250 amino acids. Gene Ontology annotation, biological process: positive regulation of apoptotic process; regulation of DNA-templated transcription. Lineage: Eukaryota; Metazoa; Chordata; Actinopteri; Siluriformes; Bagridae. Gene Ontology annotation, cellular component: nucleus. The record is from RefSeq and is a predicted model, not a curated record.
UUCUUUCGACAUUCGACAUAUCUUCCCUUUCCAGGCCACUCGGCAGCGUGCAGUUACCUUUAACAAUAAAGGUGGUUACAGUCACCCAGUUUAUCUCAUGUACACGUAAAGAGUCCUUAGUCUUGUCCUAAUCAUCACGAUUAGUAAAUCUCUCACACGUCGGGGUUUAUCUUGGCUCUAUUACACCACACACGAAGCCCGAAGCCUGGAACAACUUUUGUUUGUGUUUUUCCAAGAUGGCGGCCGGAAUGUAUCUGGAGCACUAUUUAGACAGUAUAGAGAACCUUCCCUUUGAGCUUCAAAGGAAUUUUCAGCUCAUGCGAGACUUGGACCAGAGGACCGAAGAUCUGAAGGGACAGAUCGAUUCCCUGGCUCGUGACUACACGGCAAACGCCCGGACCUUGUCCUCAGAGCAGAAACUGUCUCUCCUGAAGCAGAUCCAGCAGUCCUACGGGAAGUGCAAAGAGUUCGGGGACGACAAGGUCCAGCUGGCCAUGCAGACCUACGAGAUGGUGGACAAACACAUCCGGAGGCUGGACACAGAUUUGGCCCGUUUCGAGGCAGACCUCAAAGAAAAACAGAUCGAAAGCACAGACUACGAUUCUACCUCCAGUAAGGGGAACAAGAGUGACCUUCGGGGGCCUAAGGAGAAAAAGGUGUCUCGCACCAGGUCAAAGGUCAAGAACUCUGACGAUGACUGCAGUCCUAAGAGCAGCCAGAAGAAAGUCAAGCUAACGCAAACAAACGAGUUCACGUCUCCGACUGUGAAUUUCGGCAACGUUCACCCCUCGGAUGUGCUGGACAUGCCGGUGGACCCAAACGAGCCGACGUACUGUCUGUGCCACCAGGUCUCUUAUGGGGAGAUGAUUGGCUGUGACAACACUGAUUGCUCCAUUGAGUGGUUUCACUUUGCUUGUGUUGGCCUGACCACUAAGCCCAGGGGAAAAUGGUACUGCCCAAGAUGUUCACAGGAACGCAAGAAAAAGUGAACCUUCUUUUAAAGAAGGAAAAAAAUAAGCACGAUAUUAAAUAAGGCAGAGAAUGAGGUAGAACGACAAGGAAAUGAGGUGCAAAGCUCCUCCACCCAAAUCUCUCUCUCUCUCUCUCUCUCUCUCUCUCUCUCUCUCUCUCUCUCUCUCUCUCUCGACACUAAUAUAGAUUCAUGCUCUGCUUAAUCUGGUGCUCGUCCUCCUGUCUGCUAUCCUCACUUUCUUCUCUCUGUACAACAGAAAGCAGGGAUGACUGAUGGACGUAGGAGCUGUAGUUAUAACUGUAGCUUAAUUUAUGUCUCUUGUAAUGACUGUUACUUGUAUUUUUGUUACUUUUGCUUUUUAUAUACAUGUUUUACUUUGAGUAGUCAUCGUAUUGUUUGGUUGUUUUUUUUUUUUUUUUUUAAACUACGCUUUUCUUUGUACAGUUACACAAACACAGCAGUGGUGUUAAAUCAGGGAACACGACACUCUGUCCUUUAAAUACGGUAUUUUACCAGACUUGCUGUUCUUUACCAAACGGUUUCGAGUCAAACACUGGCACGAGGUGAACCUACACAAACUAGUUCUUCUCACAGACUGUUUUUUUAAUCUCUUGACAUUCUCUCUUCACUUUUCAUUCUUGGCGAUCGUAUUUUCUCAGCGUGUCCAUGUUAGCUACCUUUCUCCUCACGGGUACCUCGGGAAAAGUAUUUAGGGGACACGUGUAUCGAGCUUCGCCGUGAGUUUCACACUCGCACACAACGCACAUAAACCAGUGACUUUCACUCGUAGGUUGCUAACACACAUUUCAGGUUUAUUCCACAACUAGCUGCUGUGAAGAAAAUUUCCUCUGGUGCUCACGAACUUUCCAAAAUCGAACGGAUGGCGUUAAACACAAAAAGGUGAAGAAUCGCUUUUAGGCUGCGACGGUGCAUUCGUGUAAACGCGGCUUAAAGGUUCCUUCGUGUAUUAAACUCGCUGUAUUAAAAAAACAAGCUGCAAACAAAAAAAAACGCUUGCAUUUGACCUCUAAUAUCGAUUUAUUAUUUUUGUUGUAAUAUUUUGUUGUAACAUAUAUAAUGUUUGACUGGAUUAUGGUGCUGUUAGAGAUCGUAUUAGAUCGUAGGUGAUUGCAGGAAAGUCAUCGUUACACUCCAUUGUUAAUCUCUCCAUCACGUGGCUGGUGCCAGAGGUUAAGGUGCUCUUCUUUCAUAGUUCGCAACCUUUUAUUUAAAACUCGGCUUCGAUAUUUAACACGGAAUUUGCUAACACUUUAUUUGAAACAUUUAUUAACACAUCCAUAAGCUAUGCAUAAAUAUUUUAUAAAGCAGCGCCCGACAAAAUGGUUUCUGUCAGAACUGGCUGAGGUUUCGUGUGACACUCGACACGUAAGCUUUCCUGAUUGUUUAAAAAGGUGUCGACUUUCUACAGAGCGACGUUUUAAAUACAAAUCGAAGUAACGUUUUAGUUUGUGGGCUUUUACUUAUUUUUUUUUUAAUUUUAUUUAUUUUUUUUAAGCUUAUCAUAAAUAUGUAAAUGAGCCUUUCAAUGCAAAUUGAACCAAAAAAAAAGGAAACGCUUCACGUCUAUAAGAAGUAAAUCGAGUAAAUUCUACUACCGAAAGUGAGGGUGAAAGAUGAACACUAAAUACGACAGAAUAACUUGAAAAGAUUUACAGAUUUCACUCAACACCGUGCUGACCGUUGAGGCCUUUUUUUCCCUACUGAUGUAAAGACGAAUGCAUUAAAUUACGUCAGAACUUUCACAAAAUCUUCCAGGUUUUGACCCACAUCUAGUAUUGCUUUGUAAAAGAUUUAUCCCAUUUUAAAAUAAAGUGUUACCGUAGUUACUAGUAUAUCUUUAAGUGUGUGUAUUUUGGCUGAUUUGCUGUCACAAGGCGUUGUGUGUGUUAUUAAAAUAUGACGUCAGCCUGAAGGUGGAAUUUGCAUGAAGUGUUUGUGAAGGUACUUUGAUUGUAAUUUGAUUGUUACAGAAGUUUAUACUAAUGUCACAUUCUGUGUUUAGUGUCUUCCAUGUUGACUGAACAACGCCUGAUGUCUGAAACGGA